Messenger RNA from Ictalurus furcatus (blue catfish), 5678 nucleotides. It is a transcript of the gene mtrex, whose product is annotated as Mtr4 exosome RNA helicase. NCBI's taxonomy places the organism in Eukaryota, Metazoa, Chordata, Actinopteri, Siluriformes, Ictaluridae. The transcript has 28 exons. Gene Ontology annotation, molecular function: RNA helicase activity; ATP binding; RNA binding. Bases 179 to 3289 code for a protein of 1036 amino acids. Gene Ontology annotation, cellular component: nucleus. The record is from RefSeq and is a predicted model, not a curated record. Gene Ontology annotation, biological process: RNA catabolic process; maturation of 5.8S rRNA.
CAACCACUGGAGGAGGUUUUUUCUCUACUUUAGGAGCCUCGGUCACUUUGAUCGCCGGGUUAAACAGCGGGUGAGACUCCAACGGCUUCAUCUCUGCAUACAACCGAGACACUCACAUUCGGCGACAACGUUGAUAAAUAUCGUACUGUGGGAUUUGUGUCUUCUCGAGAGGGGAAACAUGGCGGAAGGCUUCGGAGACGACUUGUUCAGCGUUUUUGACGAUGAACAGACAACUUCGACUAAAAAGUCGAGCUCAAAGACCGAGUCUCGGGUCGGGAAAGUAGCUGGCACACGUGGCAGAGAAAAUACAGAAUCUCCGCCUGGGGCAAAGACGAAACGGGAGGCAGAGAACGAUGGCGCUGACGAGGUUUCGUUUGGUAAAAAGGCCAAAAUGGAUACGGUGUCAUCGGAGGAGAUCAAUCUUGCUGACCUGAUGCCUAAAGUCAAAGUAGAGCAGGUCGAGACGGUGGAGGGCUGCACGCAUGAGGUGGCGCUGCCUGCAGAUCAGGAAUACACACCACUGAAGCCACGAGUAGGAAAAGCAGCCAAGGAGUACCCGUUCAUUCUUGACCCGUUUCAGCGCGAGGCCAUUCUGUGCAUCGACAACAACCAGUCUGUCCUCGUGUCCGCUCACACCUCAGCCGGGAAAACUGUGUGCGCCGAGUACGCCAUUGCUCUGGCUCUGAGGGAGAAACAGCGAGUGAUCUUCACCAGCCCCAUUAAAGCUCUGAGUAAUCAGAAAUACAGAGAGAUGUACGAGGAGUUCCAGGAUGUGGGACUGAUGACUGGAGACGUGACUAUUAACCCUACUGCCUCCUGCCUCGUCAUGACCACUGAGAUUUUGAGGAGCAUGCUGUACCGGGGGUCAGAGGUCAUGCGGGAGGUGGCCUGGGUCAUAUUUGACGAGAUCCAUUACAUGAGGGACGCAGAGCGUGGUGUGGUAUGGGAGGAGACCAUCAUCCUUCUUCCCGAUAACGUGCAUUACGUGUUUCUGUCGGCCACCAUCCCCAACGCGCGGCAGUUCGCCGAGUGGAUCUGUCACCUGCACACACAGCCAUGCCACGUGGUGUACACAGACUACCGACCCACUCCGCUGCAGCACUACAUCUUUCCAGCAGGUGGCGACGGACUCCACUUGGUUGUGGAUGAGAAUGGCGAGUUCAGGGAGGAUAACUUCAACACAGCCAUGCAGGUUCUCCGGGAUUCCGGAGACUCCGGAGCGAGUGGAGGAAAAUGGGACCCUAGAGGAAGAAGAGGCGGGACCAAGGGUCCAUCCAACGUGUAUAAGAUAGUGAAGAUGAUCAUGGAGAGGAACUUCCAGCCCGUCAUCAUCUUCAGCUUCAGUAAGAAGGAGUGUGAGGCGUACGCUCUGCAGGUGUCCAAACUCGACUUCAAUACAGAUGAAGAGAAGAAGCUGGUGGAGGAGGUUUUUAGCAACGCCAUCGACUGUCUGUCCGAUGAGGAUAAAAAGCUGCCACAGGUGGAACAUGUUCUGCCUCUGUUGAAGAGAGGAAUCGGGAUCCAUCAUGGCGGACUGCUGCCCAUCCUGAAAGAGGCCAUCGAGAUUCUUUUCUCUGAGGGACUACUGAAGGCCUUGUUUGCAACAGAGACAUUUGCCAUGGGGAUCAACAUGCCUGCUCGCACCGUGCUCUUCACCAGCGCACGCAAGUUUGACGGCAAGGACUUCCGCUGGAUCAGCUCGGGUGAGUACAUCCAGAUGUCGGGCCGAGCUGGGAGGAGAGGGAUGGACGAGAGAGGAAUCGUCAUCUUUAUGGUGGAUGAGAAGAUGAGUCCAGCUAUAGGGAAGCAGCUCUUGAAGGGUUCUGCUGACCCUCUGAACAGCGCCUUCCACCUGACCUAUAACAUGGUCCUGAACUUGCUGCGUGUGGAGGAGAUUAACCCCGAGUACAUGCUGGAGAAGUCCUUCUACCAGUUCCAGCAUUACAGGGCUGUUCCUGGUGUAGUGGAGAAGAUGCAGAAGCUGGAGGAGAUGUACAACAGCAUCGAGAUCCCCAAUGAGGACAGCGUGGUCACUUACUAUAAAAUCCGGCAGCAGUUAGCCAAACUGGCCAAAGAGAUCGAAGAAUACGUGCAUAAACCCAAAUACUGCCUGCCUUUCCUACAGCCUGGCCGCCUAGUCAAGGUGAAAAAGGGUGAUUUGGAUUUUGGCUGGGGCGUCGUCGUUAACUUCUCCAAGAAAUCAAACGUCAAGGCCAGUACUGGUGAUCUGGACCCUCUGUAUGUAGUGGAAGUUUUAUUACACUGCAGUAAGGAAAGCGUGAAAAACGCUGCAACGGAGGCAGCCAAACCAGCGGCACAGGGAGAGAAAGGAGAGAUGCAGGUGGUGCCAGUCAUGCUGAAUCUUCUCACCUCCAUCAGUUCAGUGCGGCUCUACAUCCCCAAGGACCUGCGGCCCUACGACAACCGACAGAGCAUGCUUAAAUCCAUACAGGAGGUACAGAAACGUUUCCCUGAUGGUCUCCCUCUGUUAGACCCCAUCGAUGAUAUGGGAAUUACAGACUCAGGGCUGAAGAAGGUCAUCCAGAAGGUGGAGGCAUUCGAGCACAGGAUGUACACACACCCACUCCACACUGACCCCAGCCUCGGGGCUGUUUACACACUCUGCGAGAAGAAAGCAGUGGUUGCAGGAGAUAUCAAGGCGGCAAAGCGGGAGUUGAAGAGAGCCCGCACCGUGCUGCAGAUGGACGAGCUGAAGUGUCGGAAGCGUGUUCUGCGACGCAUCGGGUUCGCCACGUCCUCCGAUGUCAUCGAGGUCAAAGGGCGGGUCGCGUGCGAGAUCAGCAGUGCGGACGAGCUGCUCCUGACCGAGAUGAUGUUUAACGGUCUCUUUAACGAUCUGACUGCUGAACAAGCCACGGCUUUACUGAGCUGCUUUGUCUUCCAGGAAAAUGCUACUGAGAUGCCUAAACUUACAGAGCAGUUAGCAGGCCCACUCCGACAGAUGCAGGAAUGUGCCAAGCGCAUCGCUAAAGUCUCAGCCGAGGCGAAGCUGGACGUGGAUGAGGACGCCUACCUGAGCCAGUUCCGUCCUCACCUCAUGGACGUAGUGUACACUUGGGCCAACGGAGCCACCUUCUCUCAGAUCUGCAAAAUGACCGACGUUUUCGAAGGCAGCAUUAUCCGCUGCAUGAGGCGCCUGGAGGAGCUUCUGAGGCAGAUGUGCCAAGCGGCCAAGGCCAUUGGGAACACUGAGCUUGAGAACAAGUUCGCAAUCGGCAUCACGAAGAUCAAGCGUGACAUUGUGUUUGCUGCCAGUCUUUACCUGUGAGGGACGACGCUGCCGUUUAACGGAUUCCUUCCCUUUAUCAUGCGUUUGUUUCUUUCAUUUUUCAUAAAGACCCCAUGAAGACGGUGGUGACGGAACACAUUUAUUAACAUUCAGGUUCACAACUGUAAUGACUUCUCUUUCUUUCUUUGAACAGCAUGAUGCGUAUGUUUUUUUUUUUUUUUGUACAUAGUGUUUUAACAUAAUUUUAAUUAAAAAAAUUGUAUAGCAAUAGUUAUUUUUUUUUCUUCGUUCUUUAAAACAAAGUUGCCGGAGGAGCAAAUCUGUUAGCAUCAUACACAGGAAAGCAGCAUCAGCAGCCCAAAGGCAUCAUGGAACCCAGAGUCUGGGCAUAGCAGAGGGGGAAAGCAGGGGUUGCAUUCACAGGUUUCCACCCCAGUGGUCCUUCCUCACAGUCAGUGUGCGCUGACAAGACCGUGCUGUCGGAACAGCGAGACGCGGAACGAGGGUUCCUUGCAGCUUCAGUUAGUGACGUCGUAGUGGUUUCCGUUAGUCGGCGUCUCCUGCAGGGUGUUGUGCACCAUGUCGUCAUCUUUCUGCACGGCCGCCGGCUUCUUGAAGAAAUCGGACACGAAAAAGACCUGAGGGAGAAACGUGAGGAUUAAACGCGUUAUUAAAAUGACGCUCGUACAAGGUGCGCUGAAAAUAAUCACGUGGGACCACUGCUUAAAAUACAGGGGAGGACAAAUCGCUAACCCAAAGCUGAUUUCAUGUCCGGGCUACUCGAACUUCAGUUUGUACUCGCUUUGCAGACGAGUAGCGCUGCGUUCGACUUAACUCUGAAGUGGAAAGUCGGAACUGGGACUCGUAAUUUUUAACGCCUCCGCCGUUAGUCUUUUGUUAACGUUACAGACGUGUUCACUUGUUAAAUCUGUAUGUUGAUUGAUCGAAAGCAAAUACUCGUGUGUGUGUCAUUUCCUGGUCGGAAAUCACAAGUUAUGACUUUUUCUCGAAUGCAGCAUUUGUUCAGCGAGAAAUGAAAAUGAACCCUAACUCUCCUGUUGACUUUUUUUUGAUAUGCAUGUUUUAAAUGCAAUCUGUAAACCUUAAUGCGCUAGCUCUAGCACAUGGUUCCAAAUCCCAGCGCCUGCUGCUCUACACACAUUUCCAGAUCUUUACUUAGCGGGAUUAUGUAGCUUAAACACGACGUUCCAACUUAUUUAUUUUUUUUCCCCAGAGUCGGGGAAAAGUAAAACGUUGUCCCCUUGCCGUUAAGCAUACACAUCAGAACUACGGCUACACAGUCGUCUCCUCCUUGGGAACUCGUAUACGCACUUGUCUGUAUUAUAGGCAGCUAGAUUACCUGUGCAUGUAUUACACUGUUCAUUUGCGCCCGGUCAGUUAGAUUUCCAGACAACCGAAACAUCUGGGCAGCACACAGUGUCCUCGCUAAUAAAUUUCUAAGUCCUGAAAUAGGAUUUUGAUCAGUAGGUCAUGCACACUUUAGAAAUGACACAUUAACAAUAAAAGCUUCAUAUAAUACUUAAAUGAUGGUAAUAAAACUGAAGGGUCUGGUCACAUUAAGAUGUUAACCACAUAUCUUUAGGGGUAGCACAUCUGUAUAAAGAAAGCUCUCGAUACAUUUAUAGAAAACACGACCCACUUUUGAAGUUACUCUGUUUAUUACUGAGUUCUUGGAGUUCGCUAGUUCUACUGGUCACUAGGGCUUAAUCCAAAACUCAGUCACGCAGUUAUGCUUCGAAAUAAUGUGUUCUGUGCGUGGACCAUCCAGGAAUAAAAAGCUCGAUGACUACACUAAACAGCUAAAAUAUUACUGGAUAUGUUUAAAUAAUGAGCUUAAUGUUAAAAUCAAUAUAUGGGGUUCAGACGAUCAAGCUUAGGAUAAAAUCCCCCUGAGCUAGACCCCAUCAGAGCAGAUCCUGACAAGUCGCUUUAUUUUCAAGUGUUUGUACAGUGUACUUCUUAGUGGCACUGUUACCCAUAAUGCACUGCAAACACAUCAGUUUUAACACUGAAAAGCAACUGCUAGUUAGUCGGGUUACGGAGAUUACAUUCAAAUGAAUGUGUAAAGAAUUAACCUCAAAUUUAGUGCCGUUAUCUAUAAGCAAGGUCGUGUGAGGGGAAUUAAGUCAGGAACUGAUUGAGGACAUGGGGAUUAUAAUCAGCUACCGAUGGGUUCCAGUUGAAGUAAUUCUUUAGUGUGGAUGAUUGUAUGUUAAAUUCUGCCUCUGUAGGUUGCACUGAGUGAUGGGACAUGGUGAUUUUUCUAAAUCCAGAUUAAGCGUAGAUGCCGUUUUUUUUUGUUGUUGUUUUUAAGACCGUCGUAAAACUAAAGAAAGAGCCGAAUAGUCUGUGCAAUAAUCAACACCCUACUUGAAAAAAUAAAAUAAAGUAAAUAACAUUCACCAGG